Musa acuminata AAA Group (dessert banana) is the source of this 1734-nucleotide messenger RNA. RefSeq lists its product as uncharacterized. Lineage: Eukaryota; Viridiplantae; Streptophyta; Magnoliopsida; Zingiberales; Musaceae. The coding region runs from base 225 to 1532 and encodes 435 amino acids. The record is from RefSeq and is a predicted model, not a curated record. The transcript has 2 exons.
CCAACAAGGUUUUGCAUACCAAACAGAGUAUUAGAAGUAUACACAUAAACAAAUUUCAGGUACAUGGACAUGUAAACAUCAACCAAACCCAGUUUUUAUUUAGCCGUGCCAUCAACAAAUGUACUAAACAUAGCUUUUUAUUAGUCGGUAGCAGAGAGAGAGAGAGAGAGAGAGAGAGAGCAGGGGAGAGAGUCAGAGGGAGCAGGGGGGCGGAGGAUUUGGAGAUGGAUCCCUGCCCGUUCGUUCGGCUGAUCGUGGAAUCUCUUGCGUUAAAGUUGCCGACGAUGGCGAAGCCGGUUGGGCCCGGCGUCCACCCCUCCGCCACCCCAUGCUUCUGCACCGUCCAACUCCAAGACCGCCCUUCCUCCUACUGCUCGGUCCCUCUCCCUCUCGCCGUCGAUCCCACCUCGAGCACCAACUUAAUAGAUGCACCAACCUCCUCCUCAUCCUCCUCUCCGGUCAUCAUUAGUGUCGAACCAGCCGCGUGGCAGCGGUCAUCGGGCAAGCGGGCAAGCUUGGAAGUGUCCGUGUACGUGGGCCGGACUGGGAGCACGUGCGGGUUUAGCUCCGGCCGGUUGCUCGGCCGAGUCAGGGUGGCGGUGGACCUCGAGACGGCGGCCACGCGGGCCGCGGUCGUGCAGAGCGGGUGGGUCAGCAUGGGAAGCCAGACGUCGGCGGCGCGGCUCCACCUGGUGGUGCGGACGGAGCCAGAUCCGAGGUUCGUGUUCCAGUUCGGAGGCGAGCCGGAGUGCAGCCCGGUGGUGUACCAGAUCCAAGGAAAGUGUGCCAGCGGCCAGAGUGGGUGCGUUCGCCAGCCGGUGUUCAGUUGCCGCUUCACCGCCGACCGCCGGCGGACCACCAUAUCCCGCUCACUGCCAACCAAAAGAAGCUUCAAAAGAUGCUUAUCCUUCGGCGGAGAAAGAGACCACGAGAUCAGGUGGGAGCAACGCAAGGGCUGGACUGUGACGAUUCACGACCUCUCUGGAUCCCCAGUGGCUGCCGCGUCGAUCGUUACCCCCUUCGUCCCCUCCCCCGGCUCGGACCGCGUCUCUCGGUCGAACCCCGGCGCAUGGCUCAUCCUCCAUGCCAUCGGCCCCUCCACGACCAACUGGAAGCCGUGGGGACGGCUGGAGGCCUGGCGCGAGAGAGGCCCGGCCGACGCCCUGGGCCUCAGGUUCGAGCUGGUGACGGACGCCGGACCCAACAACGGACUCCCCAUUGCCGAGUCGUCCCUCAGCGUCCGCAAAGGCGGCGAGUUCUGCAUCGACCCAAGCGUCGUCGCGGGGGCCGUCAUGCCGGGCUCGUGGCCCUUCGUCGGAGGUUUCGUCAUGGCGGCAGCGGUGGAAGGCCAAGGGAAGGCCAGUAAGCCAACAGUUCAAGUUGGGUUGCAACACGUAUCGUGCAUGGCCGACGUCGCGCUUUUCAUAGCGUUGUCAGCGGCCAUCGAUCUUAGCAUGGAUGCGUGUCAGUCGUUCUCGCAGAAGCUAAGGAGCGAGCUCUGCCCAGACCAGCAAGAGUAUAAUAGCCUUUGAGGCUUCCAUGAAUAAGGAAGCUUUUCCUUCUUGCCAAGUGAUGAUCGAACGCAUGUUUGUGUUCUCUGUACAUUUGUUUGCUGUGUUGAUUGCUUUACGAUUGUCACUGUACAAGGACAAGGAAGACAUCGAUCUUUUGAGCACCUCCGUUUUGUCCAUCCAAAGGAGCGUAAUAAUAAGAGUGUUUCAACUAAAAAACACA